Molecule: messenger RNA, 555 nt
Organism: Prunus armeniaca (apricot)
Lineage: Eukaryota; Viridiplantae; Streptophyta; Magnoliopsida; Rosales; Rosaceae
Source: the annotation of a GenBank genome assembly
AUGGGGCCAGUUUCUUACGGUGGUGCGCAUGCUCUGGUGGGUGAUGGGAUUGGUUUUCCAACGUCGAUCAAUUUUUUCGCACCAAGGACCUUACAGGCAGAUCAAGACCAUGCGGCUUUAAUUCCAGUCUAUCUCAUGAGCGGGCAAGCUGGUGACUUAAUUGGUGAUGUAGAUCGCCAUUUGCUGCUGAAUUACCAUCAGCUCAAGUAUGAGCUGAAGGUGAUUGCUUUUGAUGGGGACAUCACUGGCCGGUUCUACGUUCUAUUCAAAAUGGUCAGAGAAUGGUCAGAGAAACUUCCAGAUGGAACUCAGGCUUGCCUCCACAAUUGUAUUCACCGACCACUAAAGGAAAUGACCGUUGAGGGAAUCUAUUUGGGAAAGCGCUGUGACAUAGAUGAACCUAGCCCAGAUCAACACGAGCAAUUGUUGGACGAUGAUUUAGAACCAGAGGACGAUUAUCCAGAUCCAUAUGAUGAUGAGCCAGAUCCAGUUGAUGGAUGGUUUGACGAUGAUCAAAGAGUCGACCAUGAACUCUCAAGGUUAGCAUUGAUUUAA